Molecule: messenger RNA, 1458 nt
Organism: Trifolium pratense (red clover)
Lineage: Eukaryota; Viridiplantae; Streptophyta; Magnoliopsida; Fabales; Fabaceae
Exons: 7
Coding region: 623-865 (80 amino acids)
Source: RefSeq, a predicted model, not a curated record
AAAAAAAAAAAACAUGUUACAGGCUGAAAACAUUUCUUUCUCUGUCAAAGGUUUUUUACGGUGGAAACAUUUCUCUGAAACACAAACUCUGUCCAAUUUUGGCCUCAUCCUGGCGGCAGCGCCGCCUCUCUCCACUACGUCGUUCUUCUUUCACCACCGCUUUUUAGGGUUUUGUUGUCUUAAUUCUCUGUUAUUGAAUCUUCUAUUUUUAGGAUUUUUGAAAGUUUGGGAAAUUGGUCUUCUUCUCUCUUCUUAGUUUCACUUGCUUUGUAAAGGGGAGAUCCGCCGCAUCACAUGCUCUCACCGAAAUCACAUGAGUUUUCACGCCGAAUCACUAUCGUGUCGCCGCUGUAACCUGAGUUCGCCGCCGCCACCGACCUUUGAUGCAGACAACAAACUCAUCAGGAUUACCAAAUUGUGAAGCAAACAUGGAUAAUGGUAGAGAUGCUGAUGAUGUUGAAAUGAACAGUGGUAAUGAUAUGCAUGACGAGGAAGGAGAAGAUGAUUUGGAUGGUUACACACCUAUAGAUAAAUUCACAGAUGAUGAUAUAAGAGAGAUGGACCUGGUGAUCUACAUCAAGUUGAGGGUGAGGGUUCAGCUGGCCAACCUAAUGACGAGUCGAUGGAUUUCAAUGUGUCCUUAAGCCAGAAUCUCAAUGAUGACAUAAAUGAGACUGCUCAUAACAACCGUGGUAGUAAACAAAAGAGAAAACGCGCCACUGUUGCUAAUUCAAAACAAGCUGAAAAAGAGAAGUCCAACAAACCUAAGGAGAACAUGUCAGAUACAAAUGAACAAGACAUUCCAGGGGCUAGUGCUUUUGUCAAUCCAAAUCACUCAUUCAAUAUUGACAGCAAUAUGUUAUGAGACAUGGUUUUGUAUUUGGUAAUCCCAGUAGUAAAAUGGAACGUCAGAAAGCAACGUGGAACUAUGGUGUAGGGUAUGGUGCCGAUUAUUUCACCACAUGUAAUGGGGUUCGAAAUCAAAGUGCAUCAAUUUUUCCCCAAUUUGUUCCAAAUCAAAGUGCACCAAUUUUCCCCCAAUUUCAUCCAUAUCAAAGUUCACCAAUUUUCCCCCAGUUUCCACCAGUAGACAACAAUUUUAUUCGACAAAGCAGAACACAUGAUUUCCCUCGUUAUACACGUUUUAUGGAGGAGGUGGAGAACUCGGCUAAAAUGGCAGGCUAGGAAUGGAGGUGGAAAUGACGAUUCCUGAUUCACAAAUCACGAGCAAUGGGACAAGUAUCCAAUAUGAUGCUAUUUUUGUGGCUUUUGAAAGGACCAUAUAUAGGAAUUUAACCGUGUAGACUUGUUUUCAAUUAUGUUAAGUUAUUGGUUUGGAUUAUGAAAGGUGUUAUUGGUUUGGAUUACUGUUAAGUAGUGUAUUUGCUAUGUACUCUUUGGCAUAACUUAUGCCUACACUUAUUUAUUAAUAAAAAUAGCAAAGCCGUGGUUUGCGUC